Molecule: messenger RNA, 4914 nt
Organism: Notechis scutatus (mainland tiger snake)
Lineage: Eukaryota; Metazoa; Chordata; Lepidosauria; Squamata; Elapidae
Gene: BBS9
Product: Bardet-Biedl syndrome 9
Biological process (GO): cilium assembly
Cellular component (GO): membrane; BBSome
Source: RefSeq, a predicted model, not a curated record
UUGGUUUGUCGAGGUACUAUGACAACGGCAACAAAAAUGGCGGUGUUGCUUCGUUAGUUUCUGUGGCUUUUCAUUUUAUCGUCGAGUAAUCAAGUUCAUCCACGUUUCUGUUUAGUAGGGCUGACAGAGAAUGUCUCUAUUUAAAGCCAGGGAGUGGUGGUCUACAAUAGUGGGCAAUAAAGAAGAAUUUGACCAAGGAUGUUUAUGUGUUGCAAAUGUUGACAAUAGCAGUAGUGUACAAGAUAAAAUUAUUGUAGGCAGUUAUAUGGGAUUUCUUAGAAUCUAUAAUCCCCAUCCUAUAAAACCUGGACAUGCUAUGCAAGCUCAAGAUAUGCUCUUGGAAGUACAAUUAUGUGAGCCAAUAUUACAAGUGGAAGUAGGAAAAUUUGUUUCUGGCACAGAAUUGCUUCAUCUGGCUGUGUUGCAUUGCAAAAAAUUAUGUAUCUACGCUGUCUCAGGAAGCUUAGGAAAUACAGAACAUGGCAACCAAUACCAGCUAAAACGUAUGUAUGAGCACAAUCUUUAUCGAACAGCAUAUAACAUGACACAUGGACCAUUUGGAGGUAUAAAAGGUCAAGAUUUGAUUUGUGUACAGUCUGUGGAUGGAAUGCUUAUGUUGUUUGAACAAGAAAGCUAUUCGUUUGGCCGUUUCCUUCCUGGCUUUCUUCUUCCUGGUCCACUGACAUAUAGUUCUAGAACAGAUUCAUUCAUUACUGUCUCUUCCUGUCGACAAGUUGAGAGCUACAGGUAUCAAGUACUUGCAUUAGCAAAAGAUGCUGAAAUACAAGAAACUGAGCAACAAAAAAUUGGAUCUGGAAAAAAACUUGUGGUGGACUGGAUUUCAAACAUUGGAGAGCAAGCCCUGGACGUAUGUGUUGUUUCAUUUAAUCAGCUUGUUUCCAGCAUAUUUGUUCUUGGGGAGAGAAAUUUGUUUUGCUUUAAGGAUAAUGGACAAAUUCGGUUCAUUAAAAAGCUUGACCACAGCCCAAGUUGCUUUCUUCCAUACUCAGUGUCUGGGACUGCCAUAAACACAUUGAUUGGAAAUCACAACAGCAUCCUACAUGUUUAUCAAGAUGUGACUCUGAAAUGGGCAACUCAGCUUCCUCAUAUUCCUGUGGCAGCACGACUGGGGAAAUUACUAAAUUUGAAAGGUGUGAUUGUUACACUGAGUGAUAGUGGCUAUCUACAAUGUUCUUACCUUGGUACUGAUCCUUCUUUAUUUCAAGCUCCUAAAGUUGAAGCUAGGAAUAUUAAUUAUGCAGAAUAUGAUGCAGAAAUGAACAAACUCCAGAAAAUCAUUAAAGAAGUCAGGAAAAUUAAAGAUAUCCUGCCUAAGUCUGAAAAAAGUGAAGAUUUUGCACUUGGUGUGACAGUCUUGCCUGAUCUGGAUUCAGUUUCUCAAGCUGUUGACAGUGAAAUUAAAGCAGGGGUGAUUCCUUCUGUGACGAUAAAGAUUGAAGUUGAAAGCAGACUACCAACACUUACAAAAUUAACAGUAUGUGUCCCAUGUCCUUUAGCAUUGACCCAAAAUUCCUUCAUUUUCGAAUUAGAAUCUUCUGUAUCUAAAACAGUUGUACUUUCUGCUUUUCGAAAAGGGAAUUACUUACCAGCAGAUUUGGAAGGUAGUGUUAUAGCAUCAUACAAUACAGCGACAGGUGCACCAAGGGUUGCCCAAUGCACAUUCCGAUUACCUUUGCGGCUGGUUUGUUUUCCUGCUCAGCCUUUAAAAACAGCAAGCCAGAAGUUAACUAUUGAUACCAACAAACCUACAGUCAGCCUUAUUACUCUUUUUUCAGACUUUGCUGAUCAAAUUGAUGAAGAUCAACUUAAUGUUUUAGGAUUUCAGUUAUUAGCUGGCUCCAGAAUCACUUUACUUGCUUCGAAAACUUCUCAGCGUUACAGAAUUCAAAGUGAUCAAUUAGAAGACAUUUGGCUAAUUACAAAAGAACUCACUCUUCGUCUUGAGCAACAUUUUGGGAGGCAAAAUUGUAAAGAUUUUGUAUGUACUUUUUCUGGCCCAAUCCCUUUACAAGACUAUUUUGAUAUAAUUGAUCACCAUUUUGAGCUGCGUUUGAAUGCUAUGAAGUAUGAGCAACUAUUAGCUGAAAGAGCCAUACAAUUUAGAGCUAUUGAACGGUGUUUACUGACAAGGUUUAAAGAUAAAACUCCGGCUCCACUUCAACAUCUGGAUACCUUGUUAGAAGGAACAUACAGACAGGUAAUAGCUCUAGCAGAUGCAGCUGAAGAAAACCAAGCCAUUAUGUUCCAGGCAUUCACAAAAUUAAAAAGUGCCACCCAGCUGGUAAUCCUGCUGAUUAGUCUAUGGCAAAAACUGAGUGCUGACCAAGUUUCUAUUCUGGAAGCUACAUUUCUGCCAUUAACACAGAAUACUCAAGAGUUGGGUUGGGAAGAAACUGUGGAUGCUUCUAUCUCUCAUUUGUUAAAAACAUGUCUGUCCAAGAAUUCUAAAGACCAUGCUCUUACACUUUUUAAUCAAUUAUGUAUCCCCAAGGAUACUAAUAGAUUGAAGAAGCACAUAACUUUACUCUUCGAUAGACUGGCAAAAGGUGGUCGUAUGUCUCUAAACACAGACCUAGACUGUCACCAACCUAUGCUUUUGUCAGGUAGCUGUGAUACUAUCCCAGAGUCCGAUUUUGAGGAAAGACCAGCCACACAAAACUCAUCAAUGUUUGUCAAUGACAGGAAUGUGGAUAAGCAAGAUAACAAACCCGAGACUAAGUAAACAGUACUGGAGGCUGUAGCCUGCAUUUGUAACAUCAUUGUAAAGUUGAACUUUUACAAAUGUUGUGCAUAAAAUUGAAGAAUAAAAUUUUAGAAUAAUUAAGUAUUUUUAGCAUCUGUGUAGCAACAAUACCUGGAAACUCUGUUAUAAUUAGUUAUAAUAUAAAUAAGCUGAGCUAUACUUUUCUGACUAAUGUGUACUUCCCAAAUUUUGCAAAAUGAAACUUCUCAAAACUUGUUUCAUAAUGCAUUCAAAUUGUAUUGAAUGAUGUGCUUAGUUAUACAUUUCAAAAUAAAUAUUGAAAUAACAAUGUGUGUAUCUUUUACAAGAUGUAUAUUCUGGAUGGAAUGGAAUAGUGAAUGAUUAUGUAUAAAAGCAACAUAAAUCAGAAAUAGCUUCUUUCUGCCUGAGCAUUUUAUUUUAUACAUUUUUCUUGGUGAAAAGUAUGAUACCAGUAAACUGGGGUUGAACUCUUUGCUUUGGCAACUGCAGUGGAAAGAUAUUUCUGUUUUGAUCUUUGUUUUUAUAGCCAUCUAGAAAUAAUUAUAUGACAGAUUGUCAUAUAAGUCCAAUAAAUAAAUAAGUGCCUGAGAAACAACUUAAAAUAUUUUUAAGUUUCUGCCUUACAAUCUGUUUAUCUCCCAAAUAUUAAGGCAUGUCAAUACAUAUUUUGGUAACAUUAACUUUUGAUGCAGCCUUCUUGGUAGAAAGGAAGAAAACUAGAUAGAUGAGGUAUAUGUGAUUACUGAACUUGAAAAGAAGCUUCUGGAGAAGUUGCCAAGUUUUUGUGAUGCAUUAGUAUUGUGAAUUACUAGCCAGGAAUUUAUAUUUGCAUGCAUGUCUGAUAAAAAAUAAUUUUGCCAUUGUAAAUGCAUAAAAAGAGUCAGUUUGGUAUAGUGGUUAAACUAUCAAGAUAGAAAUCAGGACACUAAAUUCUAGUCCUACCUUAGGCACAAAUUCAGAUGGGUGAUCUUAGACCAACCACUUUUUCUCAGCCCUAGGAAGGGGGCAAUGGAAAAUCACUUCUGAAAUAUCAUUCAAAGAAAACUGCAGGGAUUUCAAGCAGUCUCUGAGUCAGACACAAUUCAACGAAAGAAACAAAUAAUAUACUAAUUAAGUAUUUCAAAUUAAAACAAUUGAUAUGUGCAGCCUAAAUAUUAAUGUCAGCAGAAUUAUUUUUAGUGGAUUACCAUCAGCAUAAUUCUCAGCUUUAUAUAUUUUGUCCAAUCCUAAACAUUUUUAAUGAGGCAAAAAUAAAAUUAAAAAAUCAGAGAUUUGGUUUCAUUAAGUUAGUAUAUAAUGUAGAAUAUGUAAUACCAUCAAAGUGCUAUAUAUUCAGAAUUAAUAAAGAUAGAUCUCUGCUUUAAGAAUUUCACAAUUGAAUGUGAAUUUUUUUCUGGAAUAAGUGACAAAGAAAAGAAAAAUAAUAAAAUUGAGAUAGGACUAAAGUAAAGAAAUAUCUAUGUAUUUUAAGUAUUUACUUUAAAUAUCUAUUUUGAGUCUGUUGGGACUUAAGAAUAAGCAGAUUACAUUGUUAGUUUUUAUUGGGCCUAAAAAGUCCAGUUUGUAGAUUGUAUGAUUAAAAUGGUAAAUUGACUGCUUAUAUUGGCAUAGUCUCACUAAAGUCAGUAGGCUUGUGCCAAUGUAAGCUGCCAUAGAAUGGCUGCAUUAAAUUAAUAGUUUUGAUUAACUAGUUUGUCAGAAAUUAAAAGCGAACUUUUACUCUAUGGACUGCACACUUGACUGGUCUCCUUCUCCAUCAGUCUCAAAGAACAAGAGGUAAAAUAGGGUGGCCUAGACAUGAUUCAUCAGUUAUUCUACAAUGCAGCCAAAGGAUACAGGAUGUGGCUCAUGAACAGCAUGAAAUAAUCCUGCUUCAUGUAUAUAACCCAUGGUAUCAAAAAUACACCACAGGGACUUAUUCUGUACGUAAUUGUAUUUACCCAUAUUUGAAUGAAUCUUGUAGAGGGGGUUGAUUUGUUCCAGAAUGUUUUGCCAGAUUUUAAAUGUGGAAAUACUAUUUCUUAUAACAUUAUUUUGGAUUUCUUAAUGUUCUGUCAGUUGGAAUUGAAUUAUAUGGUUAAAAUAUUCAGUUAAUCUUUACAUUUAAAAUGUAGAAUUUCUUCUUCAUGAACAUUCAAUGAAUUUCUAGUUUUUUUUAGUAGCUAUCU